Raphanus sativus (radish) is the source of this 516-nucleotide messenger RNA. RefSeq names its product polygalacturonase-like. The record is from RefSeq and is a predicted model, not a curated record. Gene Ontology annotation, biological process: carbohydrate metabolic process. The coding region runs from base 120 to 419 and encodes 99 amino acids. Lineage: Eukaryota; Viridiplantae; Streptophyta; Magnoliopsida; Brassicales; Brassicaceae. The transcript has 2 exons. Gene Ontology annotation, molecular function: polygalacturonase activity.
UUUCUAAAUUUUUAGAAUGUAUUUCAUUUUUUAGUGGGACACAAAACGGCGUGAGGAUAAAGUCGUGGGCGAGGCCAAGUACCGGAUUCGUUAAGAACGUCUUAUUCCAAGACCUAAUUAUGAAGAAUGUCCAAAACCCCAUCAUAGUCGACCAAAACUAUUGUCCUUCUCACAAAGGUUGCCCUACCGAGCACUCAGGGGUGAAGAUAAGCCAAGUGACGUAUAAGAACAUACAAGGAACGUCUGCCACAAAGCAAGCGACGAAGCUGGUGUGCAGCAAGAGCAACCCAUUCACAGAUAUCACAUUGCAAGACAUUAAGCUUACUUACAAGAAAGGAGCUCAAGCUACUUCCUACUGUUUCAGUGCACUUGGGACUAGUCUCGGUGUUAUUCAACCCACUAGCUGUCUAAACCAAUAAAAUCAAAUAUUUCUUCUUGGUGUAAAUUUAUUUGGUGUAAGAUGUAAUGGUAAAGUACUGUUAGGGGAUUAACUUCUUCAUCUCUUAAGCGUUGUUA